Molecule: messenger RNA, 519 nt
Organism: Drosophila elegans
Lineage: Eukaryota; Metazoa; Arthropoda; Insecta; Diptera; Drosophilidae
Exons: 3
Coding region: 140-499 (119 amino acids)
Source: RefSeq, a predicted model, not a curated record
UUCAAUAUUUUUCGAGUUGGCGGUUGGCUGCGUUUUAUGCAACUACGCGAUUUCUGCGAUUCGUAGUCUUCAGUGAUCAAUGGUCCAGUGACUCGCACGGGCGGCUCUUUAAUUUGAAAUACAGACUCGAAUCGCGACAAUGUUUCACCUGAGUUUUGCCUUUAUAGGGACUCUACCUCUGGUCCUGGUCCUUCUGCUUCAGGUUAGCCAACCCACAGAUGGCUUUAUCCUGCGACUAAUAACCGAGACACUACAGAACAAUGUGGCUGGUGAGCCGAUCCUUCACGAGCGGACCCAAUGGGACUUCGAUCCAGAAGCGGCCAAACGGGCGAGAUCUCUAUACUACGAGAAGAAUGGAUUCCGUUCGGCUAAAUUCAUUGAGCGAUUGGGCGUGGGUCUAGAUGGGCGGCAUGAGGACCGGCGGCUGGAGCAAGGACAUCGCGAUGAGGGACGGCUGAACGGCGAACACAAUGUGAACUAUCCGCCUCCGCCGGCUUAGCCAUAAAUAAUUAUGAUUUA